This is a messenger RNA of Ostertagia ostertagi, 417 nucleotides long. NCBI's taxonomy places the organism in Eukaryota, Metazoa, Nematoda, Chromadorea, Rhabditida, Trichostrongylidae. The record is from the annotation of a GenBank genome assembly.
AUGGACGAACAUGACGUGCAGCUACCAAAUCAGUACGACCAUGGACAAAUCGUUAUUGGCCGACUUUUCCAUGGGUCGAAGGAUCGAUUUGAGGCAAAGUUCUCCGAAAUUCCGAAACUGCGGACGAUCAGCGAACAUCCGUCGCUUUCCAGUUCGACGUCGUCAUUGGACAACACACCGUCUCAUGGAGCAAGUCGAGGAAUCAAUGUAGAGCAGGAUCGAACACUUCCGACAGCCGAACUAUCAAUUUCCAAUGUGGAAAGCGCAAGCAAACAGAUGACAACUACGGAAUACAGUUGGGUGCCCGUGCCGGACAAAUCGCUGGUCGAGCGAUAUAUGAAAGCACUUCCCGAAGAGGAACGCCCGAUCGUUGGCUCGGUUGGCGAACAAAACCGCAAAUCCCGUCUGCAGUUCCAG